Paramecium octaurelia is the source of this 210-nucleotide messenger RNA. The record is from the annotation of a GenBank genome assembly. NCBI's taxonomy places the organism in Eukaryota, Ciliophora, Oligohymenophorea, Peniculida, Parameciidae.
AUGAUAAAAUCAAAGGAUCUGAAUAAAUAAGAAUAACUAGCCUUGAGAUCUAGGAAGAACCUUAGACUGUUAUUUGGAAAGGCUAUUCUAAUACUGAAUUUUAGAUAUUUGUAGAUGAAUCAUUUGGCAGUUAGAUGUCAUAAUAAAGUUUAAUAAAAUUUAAGAAGGCCCUAGCAACAAGGAUCUUAAAACAGUGAUUCUGAGUUAUGA